AUGUGUCCCUAUCAUGUGGAGCAGCGAUCACCCAUUGGCAAGCCGCCGGUAAAUCGACGCUCCGUAGGUCAUUACGCCUUCAGGACGCCGCCGGAAAACCCUCCGUCUUCGGCACCCACCGGAGUCCCACCUGCGCUACAGAAAUCCUGCGCAGGUCGUUACGUGAAAAAACCUUUCCGCUGGCAUGGAAAACAGCUUCCCUUGUUCCAAUUCACAAAUCCGGUAAUUCAAACCAAGUGUCUAACUGGUGUUUCCAUCCUGUGCUGCCUAAGCAAAGUGUUUGAGAAGCUGAUAUAUAAUGUGCUAUACACUGUUGCAUCGCCUAUUAUAUCCGAUUCUCAACAUGGGUUCAUGAAGAAUCGAUCAACAACGACGAACCUGAUGUGUUACGUUUCGGCAUUGUCACGUGAGAUGGAGAAGGGAAGGCAAAUCGAUGCGAUAUAUGUGGAUUAUGCUAAAGCUUUUGAUACCGUACCGCACAAUCUUGUCAUCGAGAAAUUGGAGCAUAUUGGCUUCCCGAGUUGGAUAACGGAGUGGAUAGCUUCAUACUUACCUAGUCGUAGUGCAUACGUUGUGGUUAACUCAAGACGAUCUCAAUUCUUCGACAUUACGUCUGGGUUCCUCAAGGGAGUGUUCUUGGACCACUGA
Messenger RNA from Armigeres subalbatus, 648 nucleotides. RefSeq lists its product as uncharacterized. NCBI's taxonomy places the organism in Eukaryota, Metazoa, Arthropoda, Insecta, Diptera, Culicidae. The record is from RefSeq and is a predicted model, not a curated record. The transcript is spliced from 2 exons. The coding region runs from base 1 to 648 and encodes 215 amino acids.